UGGAGGAGAGGCAAUCGCCUUCUCCCUGCUCGUCGCGGCCCUCCAGCCCCAGGACCCCACCCUGUGAGAUGUUUGGUUCUGUGGGCAUUGAGGCUGUGCUAGACCAGCUGAGGAUCAAGGCCAUGAAGACCGGGUUUGAGUUCAACAUCAUGGUAGUAGGGCAGAGUGGGCUAGGCAAGUCCACCAUGGUGAACACGCUGUUCAAGUCCAAAGUGUGGCAGUCAAGCCUGCCCAACCUGGAGCUACCCAUGCCACAAACCUUGGAGCUGCACUCUGUGACCCAUGUCAUCGAGGAGAAGGGAUUGAAGCUGAAGCUGACAGUGACAGACACACCUGGCUUUGGAGACCAGAUCAACAAUGACAAGUGCUGGGACCCUAUCCUGAGCUACAUCAACCAACAGUACGAGCAGUACCUACAUGAAGAGCUCCUCAUCACUCGCCAGCGCCACAUCCCCGACACCCGCGUGCACUGCUGUGUCUACUUCGUACCACCCACUGGCCACUGCCUACGGCCCCUGGACAUUGAGUUCCUGCGGCGACUGUGCCGGACUGUGAACGUGGUGCCCGUGAUCGCCCGGGCUGACAGCCUGACCAUUGAGGAGCGAGACGCCUUCCGGAGCAGGAUCCAGCAAAACCUGAAAACUCACUGCAUAGAUGUGUACCCACAGAAAUGUUUUGAUGAGGAUAUCAACGACCGGCUCCUGAACAGUAAGAUCCGGCAAGAGCAGAUCCCUUUUGCUGUGGUUGGGGCUGACCGAGAGCACCUAGUAAAUGGGAGAUGUGUCCUGGGCCGCAAGACCAAAUGGGGCAUCAUUGAAGUGGAGAACAUGGCACACUGCGAGUUUCUUCUCCUGAGAGACCUGCUCAUCCGCUCCCAUCUCCAGGACCUGAAGGACAUUACCCACAAUGUGCACUAUGAGAACUACCGGGUCCUCAGACUCAAUGAGAGCCACCAGCUGCCCCGUGGGCCAGGCUGGGUGAACCUGGCCCCAGCCUCCCCAGUACAGCUGACGUCCCCUGGACCAGGGAAGGUCCGGAAGCGAGUUAACAAGGACUCCAGGGAAGAUGAGUGCUGAGUGUCAUAGCCCCAAGCUUGCUAGGCUUCUCCACUCCAAAGCAGCCAGCCCCCAACACACACCUAUGGACUAGAGCAUCUACGAGAAGCCGACGUUGCUUUGUACAAAAAGCUGUGCUUUGACAACUAAAGGGUUUGUAAAUAAGUCCUCUGAGCCAGUCUGAU
Messenger RNA from Alexandromys fortis (reed vole), 1240 nucleotides. RefSeq names its product septin 12 (gene Septin12). The transcript has 10 exons. Gene Ontology annotation, cellular component: septin ring; septin complex; cell division site. The record is from RefSeq and is a predicted model, not a curated record. Lineage: Eukaryota; Metazoa; Chordata; Mammalia; Rodentia; Cricetidae. Bases 69 to 1076 code for a protein of 335 amino acids. Gene Ontology annotation, biological process: intracellular protein localization; cytoskeleton-dependent cytokinesis. Gene Ontology annotation, molecular function: molecular adaptor activity; GTP binding; GTPase activity.